Messenger RNA from Drosophila melanogaster (fruit fly), 3355 nucleotides. RefSeq names its product runt related B (gene RunxB). The record is from RefSeq and is marked reviewed. Gene Ontology annotation, molecular function: DNA-binding transcription factor activity; sequence-specific DNA binding; DNA binding. NCBI's taxonomy places the organism in Eukaryota, Metazoa, Arthropoda, Insecta, Diptera, Drosophilidae. Gene Ontology annotation, biological process: neuron development; developmental process involved in reproduction; cell fate determination. The transcript is spliced from 6 exons. Bases 280 to 2271 code for a protein of 663 amino acids. Gene Ontology annotation, cellular component: nucleus.
GGUGCCGACGUAUUGAAAAUAUCUGUACAAAAUAAAAUUGUUUUUAAGUCCAACUAACACAUGGUGUUUGGAGAAUAUAAAUAAUUGUUAAAACUGAGUUAACAUUGACCAAAUGAGCUGACAAUGAUCGGAUUGAAAGCGUCGACUCUUUGAGGCAGGCAUUGAAAUCAAACCGAAAACCCACGAAACCCGCCGGCAACUGAAUCCACUGAAUCCACUGAGUACUGGCAACCAAAGAGGGGCCCUGAAAUACCUUGUGCCCAGCUAGCAGCUGCAAUAAUGCACAUUUCUGCUGAGGUCAGUUCGACCACCUCAAAUCAAAUACAGCAACAGCAGCAGCAACAUCAGCAGCAGCAGCAACAUCAGUUGUUGCAGCACCAGCAACAACAGACAGCAACAACGACCACAACGAAGCGGCGGAAUGCUGAGUCCUCUGCCAGCAGCAAUAACAACAACAACAACAAUACCAGCACCACCAACAAUAAUAAUACUAACAAUAACAACAACAGCACCACGAACAACAACAACAACAACAAUAAUAAUAAUGUUAAAACAAAGCCCGUGGACACGAGUCCCUACUUAACCCCCGAGAAUCUCAUCGAGCGCACCGUCGACGUCCUGCUCGCCGAACAUCCUGGCGAGCUGGUCAAGACGGGAUCUCCACAUGUGGUCUGCACCACAUUGCCCACGCACUGGCGCUCAAACAAAACUCUACCGAUCGCCUUCAAGGUUUUGGCACUGGGCGAGGUCAUGGAUGGCACUAUAGUCACCAUUCGAGCCGGAAACGAUGAGAACUUCUGCGGGGAACUGAGAAACUGCACGGCCGUGAUGAAAAAUCAGGUGGCCAAGUUCAAUGAUCUGCGGUUCGUGGGCAGAAGCGGAAGGGGCAAGAGCUUCACACUGACGAUUGUCAUCUCAACGAACCCCAUCCAGAUAGCCACCUACACCAAGGCCAUCAAGGUGACCGUGGAUGGGCCGAGGGAACCAAGAUCGAAGGUGCGACACCAGGGAUUCCAUCCGUUCGCCUUUGGGCCGCAACGUUUCGGACCGGAUCCACUUAUGGCCGGAUUGCCCUUCAAGUUGCCAGGAUUCGCACACCAUCUGGUGGGGAUGCACAGCCACCUUCAUGCGCCCGACUGGCGCGCCCACAUGGCCUUGGGCGGUCGCCCAGCGGCCUUUACCGCCGCCCCCUUUUUUGGCCACCAUGCGGCCGCUUUUCCCACCGCCAGUGGUCUGCGUGGAUUGAGUGGGGACAGCCAGCAGCACCAGCAGCAGCAGCAGCAGCACCAGUUGGCCACUGUGGGGGCGGCACAUAGCACCACCAGUCCGGAGGGAUCUCCGACCACCACAACCACGAGCGGUACGCAGCUUAGCGCCUUUGUCCAGCCACCAAUGACGUCAUCGCCACCGCCGGUCACCAGUUUGCAGCAUGACAAUAAUAAUAACAACAGCAACAACAACAACAGCAGCAGUCACAUUGAUGCGGGUUUCGAAAGCGACAGCAUUUCGGUAACAGGAUCGCCGCGAAAAAGCCUCGGCUCCCCUUUGACCCACGACGAGGAGGAGGCAGAGGCAGAAGCUGAAGCUGAAGCAGAAGCAGAGGCGGAGGCUGAGGAAGCGGAGGUGGGCGGAUUAAGUCGGAAUGGUGGCGGCAUUCAGGGCCCGCUGCACAGCGAAAGUUCCCCGGGCUCGGGUGGCGCCUUCACCGCCCUCAUCCAGCGAAGUGGCAAAAAUCCCACCGAAUUAUUCGGCGGCUUUGCCGCUGCAGGUGGAAAUCACUUUGCACCCAGCGGUCAUAGUUUCAAUCCCGCUCUGGCCGCCCAACUCUUCCUGCAAAGUCCCCUCUUGCCGCAAUCCAGCCAGUGGCUAUAUACCCAGCUAUAUGGCAGCUACAGUGAUCUACCCUGGCUGAGGAACGCGGCGGCUGCGGCGGCCGCGAAUAUAAAUCCCGGCCAGGAGAACUCCGGCAUACCGCCAUUGGGCAGCAAUCCCGAUCACGAUGGCGUUAACCUGAUCAAGCGCUGUGUCACACUGAUAACCCACAAUCCGCCGGACGCGGAGAACGCCAAUCCAAACGCCUCGCCGCCGGUCAGCUCCACCAGGCGAUCGCCCUCCCCCGUGGAAACCAUCGAUCUGGACGACGUGAGCACCACAUCGCGCUCGGCCAGCGGUUCAAGCGGCCAUGGCGGCGGAGUCGGUGGUGGUGGUGCAGUCGGACCCAUUAGGACGCGCACACCCAAACCGUCGGCGGAUGUCUGGCGUCCCUACUAGCGGCUGGCGGCCGCCUUGCUCGGCACAUGUCUGGCGGCCCAAGGUCAAGGGGGCGGCGUCGGAGUUCCCGAUGAGCAGGAGGCGGAGCGGGUCACCUAGCUGGUCCACAGCGAGGGGAAAUGGGCAGGAAGAGGGCGCAGCAGCGAGCUUGUGGUGUUGUGAAUAGUCGCCAUAUCGCAGCUGGCGGGGAUUGCAACUUGAAUUUGUUGAGCCAUUGGAAGAGCCAAGCAGGAUAUUCAAUUACAACUAAAACUAAUAGAAAAGUUUGGCUAGGAACAGGAAUUUCAUGUAAUGCAAUAAAUUAUGUUUGAAAUUAAACCGAUUUAUGUUCGCUUGUCAACAAAAUAAAUCACAAAAAAAGUAAUACCACUUUUAUAAACAUUUCAAAAAUAAUUUAAGGACUUGAGCAUAAUGAAAUUAAAUGUCUCUUGUCAUUCUCAUAAAUGCUUGAUGAAUUCAUGAAUUAUUAUUUUUCAAAAACAGCACAUAUGAUUUUGAGCCUAUUCAGUGAAAAAAUCGUUCAAAUAAUCAAAUAUAUGGCAUUUAAAACUCGAAAAUCAAUUAUCAAAUGCACCAGAUAUAUGAGAAAUUAUAUCAAAAUUACUUCAGAUGGCAAAAUAUCUUUGUUUUUGAUCAACUUGAACUUACUAGGCCUCUAUUUUCAAUUCGGUUAUUCGGUUAAAUAAUUAUAACAAUAAUUUUCAAACGAAAUAUCAAAUAACAAAUUCAGGGAGCAACACUCGCGUCAAGUAAUUUUGUUUGUUUGUUUUUUUUUAUGGUUAACCGUAAUGUAAGUGGCUCACAUAUCGAAUUUAAAUCAAUUAGCAUGGCCCUAAGAAUCAAAUAUAUAUAAUUAGUGGAGGGCGGGGCUGACAUACAUAAUACACGAAUAUAUACGAGAUCUGUGUACAUUGAACAUAUUUAUUGCUCUGUAUUUCCCCCUCUUAAAUGAAUAUUGCAACAAAUUAAACAUAGUUCUUAAGAAAAUACCAUUUUUUUUUGCAAGACACAAAGAACAUGAAAGUAUGAAAACGGAAUGAAAUAAUAAUAUACAUUUUAAAAUUUAUUAAAAAUAAAUUUAAGC